Molecule: messenger RNA, 5126 nt
Organism: Bursaphelenchus xylophilus (pine wood nematode)
Lineage: Eukaryota; Metazoa; Nematoda; Chromadorea; Rhabditida; Aphelenchoididae
Source: the annotation of a GenBank genome assembly
AUGUACGAAGUUUACGGAUUCGAACAAUUCAGACAUUGCUACAACCGCGUAGAGUGUAAAAUUGAGUUCGUGAAGAAGUUGGUAAGUCACAAGAUAUACUAUGGUAGAGCUUUUACAGUGAUAACCAUGGUAACAAUUUUCAUUUUGAAAUACUUAAAAUUACUAGUCCGUUUGCAAUGUUGCAAGCGUGGUCUCGGCGACGUGCACUGGGCAAAAAAAACAGGGUUCAGUCGACAUCCGAAAAAAGAAUAUUGCACUGUGCAAAAAGCAAAAAAUUUACAAUGCAAGGAAUACCCUUGUUUUCCAUUUUUUGCAUAAGAAUCACUCCAGCGACUUUGCGAACGGACUUAUAUUCAUAACAGAAGAUUUAAUUACGACUAAGCGAACUGCAAAUUAAGUCUGCCAAGCUGCGAAUCUAAAAAGAUUAUUACUUUCACGUUUAUACUUCGUUGCAGUCCAACAUCUUCGUAUGAUGCAGUUCUAGGCAUUUUUUGUAGUUAUUAUUACACCUACUUCUCAGAAGUUUUUUCCUAACUGCAUAAUUUCUGGGACUACAAUACAAACCGUGUUAACUGGAGCUAAAUUAAAGUUAGAUUAAAAUUUUACAAUUAAUGAGUUAAGUACAAAAAAUAAUCACUUUUGGGGUUUGUAAGUGGUAAUAUACACGCCGGAUUAGAAUUUAAGACAACAAUUAUGCAGUUUUGCCUAAUUUGAAGCGAGUUCUUUGUUGCCUCCAGACUUUGUAAUGAGUGCUAUGCUAUGAAUUAGUCCAAAGUAUUAUAAUUCCCUGGCGUUCAAGUGGAUUGGAGUUGGUAUUUCGGUACUCAAAAUGGCAAUUGAGGCGUUGCAGGAGGGGAUUUCAAAGACAUAUUUGACAAACAUUUAUAUUGUACAGACAACAUUCAUAAUCAUCGCUGAAGAUACUUUUAAUUGUAAGUAGAGAAAGGAACUGGUUUUUUUAAUAAUUUUCUGGGCCUUGUUGAAUGAUAGAAAGCUCAGUUUUUGACCGUUAACCUUUACCAGCCUGGGAUUUUAUACGUUAUCGGUACAAGUUUUAUCAAAGGUUAGUGUAGUGUUAAUCGCUCUACGGAGGUUCGGCUGACUGAGCUUUAUCGGAGGAACGAUAUAACACUAGCGGAAGACGUCUAUAUCUAUUAUGCUAUGUUUGCAAAGCUUUGAGAUUUAUGCUUACAAUUAGAAUUUAUAAAUUCCCGAUUUUUUUCAGUCGAGCAUGUCCAGAGCACUUCUUGUAGGAGCUGUUAUCUAACAUUCUUGUAGCCUUAGACGUGCCUCAAAAAUCUUUUUUCUUCCCCCACUUUCCUCGAUGAACAUUGUAACAUUCCAUUUUGUGGUCAUCACGGCUCCAUUUUCAUAAGGACUUUGUAAAACACCCGUUUCGUCUGCGUUUAUCAUGUAAUCUCGGCGGUCUGCUUAUGGAAAAUUUUAUCAAAGUUUCAGAGUGCAAUCUCUUUUUUUUCAAAGUUUAAAAAAGGAAGGAAUCACGCCAUUUAAGGGGCCGAGAGGACGGGGGAAGGGUCCAUCUCCGCUUCCAUUCACUUACAUGACUUUCACGGCUUUUUCCCGCAAAAAUUUUUAUCUUUUUCUUACGGUAAUUUUGAGUAGCGACUACAUCAAUUUUGUUGCUUUGCUCUCCCGAAAUUACAAUAUUUACAGCCAUUUUUGAGAGAAAAUUCUCUUUGAGUAAAAGGAAUGGACUUUUGACUGUGUUGUAAACUCCGGUUUUACUGUAGAUUCUGAUGGUUUGAUUGGGUUAUUUUUGUAAAAAAUGCAAAGAAGCAACUUUCUUUACAAGAGGAGCGUUCUUUGUUAUCUCGUUUGAUUCUAUUUUAAAAAUUUACAAGCCAUGGCUUAGGGCUUGCGUUAAACUUUAAACCGUGGUGUAGUAAUUUUUUACUUUUGAACCGCAGCUUGUAAACGAGUGUUUCGGGAGGCUUAGCUCUAAUUUAUGGACAUUUUGGGUAAAAGGGCUUAGGGGUGGAUAAACGGAGACAUAAUUUCCAACGAUAUUAACUUACGAUUAGUAGAAACCAAGGUGAAAUUUAAGAGAUAUGCUAUGAUUGCUGUCGAAAUUUAAGAAAUCUGAGCGACAACACCAAACUUGUGAAAAAUGUUUUGACCGUUUGAAGUUCGAAGAAGACGACAUGAAUGUUCAACAACAUUUAUUUUUUCGUAACUCUGCGACAGAUUUUCAUACCAAAUUUUGAGCCAUUUGAUCCAUUUCCAAACUGAUUUUCUUGGAAUUCUAUGAAUUUGUAAAUCAGCGACAUCCCUUAUAAAUCUUAAUUUCUUGGUUGUAAAGGUUAUCGCAAAUCAAAUAAUUUGAAAAUCAACAGUGAUGACUAUAGAUUUUAAUGCCUCAAAACACCACCGCGACCAAGCAUAGGACUUGGCUUUUAUUUGUUUGUAAUGAUUUAUCACCGGUAGACUUUUUUUGAGAUUUCUGCGCCAACGUUUUAUUGUAUCUCACUUUAUACAUGUUCGUAUGCACCAUCUCCGGUCCCCUUGACCAUUAUCUAUUCCCUUAUACACAAAAAUUACGUCCUUUGUCUGUAGGGUUACAUCAACUGUUCUACUAAGAUCAGAAUGAGCUCGAAGGAAGAGAAUGGGGAUCUCGAAUUCGAGCAGAAGGAGCUGGAAUCCAUUCGGAUUAAGGUCAAUCAAAAAUGGCUGUUGCUGAGCAAAGAAUUCGUCGCUUCACACCCCGGAGGAUCGGUUAUCAAUCAGUACAAGUAAGUUCGCAAAAAGUGUAGGUGAAUUUGAUUAUUUAAAUUCUCAAAACCCCUAAAAGGCACGUCCUUUUCGAACAUGCUGAUAAGAAGAUCACCCCCCGAAUUUCGCCGUUCAUUUUGAGACGCAAAAAGACAAUUUUUUGAUUAGAAUGUUGAUAAAAUAUUACACUGGUAAUUAGUAAAAACGGAAGAGAACGAUCAAAGUGCAAACCAUUGCUUUAAACUUGCAAAGAACGCCGUUUGAAUGUUGUAGUAGACGUUGAAGGGAAGAAAUGGACGUUAAAUUGCAAUUAAUAUUUAGAAGUCUUGGUGUUACAAUAUUAUUAACGACCUUUGUGAGGAAUAGACAUGGCUCCCGGGCCGGGCCGAAAUUUCGGCCCGUCGGCCGGACCGACGAGCCAUGUCUAGUGAGGAAAGGAUACAGCAUACAGUCUGAUAGCCGUCAAUUUCUUUGGCGAAAUAUAAAGAUCAAAGGACAGAUUCAGUAGCUAUUAUUAUAUUACUCAUCAAAUCUCUGCCGUGCCACAAGUCCAUAAUAAAUUUUUGCCGAUUUUUUAGAGCUAUUGAACAAUCAAAUUUUAAAAUUUUUGCCACCCAAAGCCAAAAUAGGCUAAAAAUCUCAGCGUGGCCCUCUGGUACUUCCCUUGUAAAAACAAUAAUACAUAUGUGCAUUUUAGAGACGCCGAUGCCACUCAGAUUUUCCACGCGUUCCACGAAGGCUCUUCUCAAGCCUACAAGCAGUUAGAUUUCGUUGAAAAACACAACAAAAUUGAGUAUCCAGGAGAAGAUCCUACCUUGAAAGGACAUAUCCAACCUUCGGAAAUCAAUGUUGGGGCCUAUGAUUACACAAUUGAAGAGGUACGUCAACAUUUUCAUGAUCUUACAAGACUUUUUGAUGGAUUUUUGACGACUUUUAUCUUUCAGGAGAAAAGUAUUGUUAUGAACUUUGACAAAUUGAGGAAACAGAUUGAAGCCGAAGGCCUGAUGGACGCGCGGCCAUGGUAUUAUUAUCGGAAAGUCGCGGAAGCCGCAGUCAUGAUGCUUACAGGGUUCUACUUGCAAUAUCUAGGAUGGUAAGCUUUUCUUACUGACUAGCAGCUUAAGCGUUUCUUCAUACGGCAAUUUAUUUACUAUUAAAAUUCCAGGUAUGUAGUCUCCGCCCUUUGCAUUGCCAUGGUGUGGCAGCAACUUGGCUGGCUCACCCACGAGUUCUGUCACCAUCAGCCAUUCAAGAACCGAAGAUUAAAUGACAUUGGAGCCCUAUUCCUUGGAAAUUUCGUUCAAGGAUUCUCUCGGGAUUGGUGGAAAGAUAAGCACAAUACUCAUCAUGCUGCCACCAACAUCAUUGACCAAGACGGAGACAUUGAUUUGGCGCCUAUCGUGGCCAUGGUCCCGGAUGAUUUGAAGAAAUACAAACAGCCUUUGGAACAGUUCUUCCUCAAGUUCAUUCCCUACCAACAUCUCUACUUCACCUUUGUCCUGCCGCUGCUCAGGUUCUCGUGGACUUCGCAGAGUCUGAUCCAUGUGUUUGCGGCGCCCGGCUCCCAAUACAAGAAAGAUCAACAGCACGCUACAAUCGAGCAGCUGACCCUGUUGGGACACUGGACUUGGGUCCUCUUGCAAUUGUACUUGUUGCCCUCAAAUGGAGUCCGCAUUAUGUACUUUUUGAUUAGCCAAGUUCUGUCGGGGUUGAUGAUUGCAGUGGUUGUUACCUACAAUCAUAACUCGGUGGAGAAAUUCCCUGGUAAGUUGAGGAAGUGAGACAGGCGUUUAUUUAGAAUUGUAAUGCCUAGGGGCGUCUUUGGCAGGACUUAGCGGGUGUAGUACCUGUUUUGACAGAUAGGUAUAGAGAAUGAAAGGUGAUGACCGAUGAAAAAUACGGCCAUGGCAAUAUUUCCACAAAUUUUGCGUGGAGAAAAUCAAUUUCUUGUAGAGCCGUUUUACACCAAAUUCAAAAUGAAAUGCCGUUUUUUGACCAUGAAAAGUUGCCGAUCUACAGAUAAAAUUUCUGCCUAGAAAUCCUGAAUAUGUCCACACUAAUUUAACUCCGUAUCCUUCAACUCUAAUCUCAUCGCCUUUCCAGAGCACUCCCGUCUUCUGAACAACUUUGCCUGUCUCCACAUCCUCACCACUCGCAACAUGAAUCCCUCCCCAUUCAUUGACUGGUUCUGGGGCGGCCUCAACUAUCAGAUCGAGCACCAUCUCUUCCCAACAAUGCCUCGACCCAACCUCAACCGAUGCUCUCAGCUGGUGAAACAGUUCUGCAAGGAGAACAAACUCCCAUAUCUGGUGGAUGACUACAUGACCGGCUACAUGGCGUCGUUGAGAUUGUUGGAAAAUGUGUCAAAUAUGGCCAACAAAGAGCACAGCAACUGA